GAGCAAUCUUGAACCACCCCUCCAGCACUCACCAUUCCCGAAUGAAACUACCAUCCGAGUCAACCUUCACCCAUUCAGAAGUGACGAUGGUUAAUAAUAUAUGUGCUAGUGACAAACUGACAAUGGUCAAUGAAAAUGCCUUCACCAGAUCCGUUGGCCCACGGCAUUGAAUAAAAUUGUAUAAAUUUGGUGUACCCCAACCAUUUAAUUUGGAUAUUUUCCCAUAUAUGAAAAAUAGAAAGUUGCUCUAUACCGGGGGUGGAUAAAUUUAAUUGCCACUAUUACUAGCUACCACAAAUGACACGAGAGGAACCAAAAUAAAUUUGGUUUAGCUUAGUAUGACAAGGCCUGUCAAAGAACACGAUCUUUUCUGAGGAGAUUUGUUUGUUUUCUACCAUUUUGGCUCGAAUUUUCUGACAAAAUAUAUCUCCAAUUUUAUGAUGUGUACUGUAUCCAGCCAGCCCACCAAUUUUUCCUGCUUAAUUCUCGAAUAGCCUCACUCCAGAACACACAAACCAAAAAAAAAAGACAGAGAGAAAACGGGGAAGAAGAUGGAUGAAAUCUUGUUGCAAAAACAUAGUAGCUAUGAGUUGAUAAGUUCGGAGCUGGAAGAUGUGCUCUCGGACGGGAGUUUGCCGGUUUCCCGGCGACUAUGGCGAGGCCUCAGUAUUGAAUUCAUGACCCUUUUCCGGCUAGCUGCGCCUGCAUGCGUGGUGUACUUGCUUAACAACGUGAUUUCCAUGUCUACUCAGAUUUACUGCGGACAUCUUGGUAACGUUCAACUUGCUGCUUCUUCCCUUGGCAAUACCGGCGUCCAACUUUUCGCCUAUGGACUCAUGCUUGGCAUGGGAAGUGCUGUGGAGACACUUUGUGGGCAAGCAUACGGUGCACACAAAUAUGACAUGUUAGGCAUAUAUCUCCAAAGAUCAACCAUACUUCUCAUGGCAACUGGAAUUCCCUUAACGCUAGUUUACAUCUUCUCCAAGCCAAUCUUGCUCGCUCUCGGCGAAUCGGAAGAAGUCGCGGAGGCUGCUGCAUUAUUCGUUUAUGGCCUAAUCCCACAAAUAUUUGCAUACGCUGCGAAUUUUCCCAUACAAAAAUUCUUACAAGCACAGAGUAUCAUCUUCCCAAGUGCAUUGAUCGCAGCGGUAUCCCUGGUGAUUCACGUGUUGUUAACAUGGGUUGUGGUCUAUGUGUUGGAUUGGGGUCUUUUAGGUGCAUCAUUGACACUGAGUUUCUCGUGGUGGAUUAUUGUGGUGGCUCAAUUUGUGUAUAUUUUGAUGAGUGAAAAGUGCAAGAAAACUUGGACUGGAUUCAGUUGGCAAGCGUUUUCAGGACUAUGGGAGUUCUUGAAAUUGUCAACUUCCUCUGCUGUGAUGCUCUGCCUUGAGACUUGGUACUUUCAGAUUUUGGUCUUGGUUGCUGGUUUGCUCCCAAAUCCUACUAUUGCAUUGGAUUCCCUAGCGAUUUGUCAAACAAUCCUUGGAUGGGUGUUUAUGGUGGCAGUAGGUUUCAAUGCAGCAGCAAGUGUAAGGAUUAGCAAUGAACUCGGAGCGGGACACCCCAAAUCGGCAUCAUUUGCAGUGGUGAUAGUGAACUCGAGUUCUUUCAUAAUCUCGGCAAUUUGUGCCGUUCUCGUGCUCAUUCUCCGGCAUGUCAUGAGUUACGCAUUCACCGAAGGUGAAGUUGUUGCUGAAGCUGUGUCAGACCUUACUCCUCUUUUGGCCAUCUCUAUUCUGCUGAAUGGAGUUCAGCCUGUUCUAUCUGGCGUUGCUGUUGGAUGUGGAUGGCAAACCUUUGUUGCAUAUGUGAACGUUGCCUGCUACUACAUUGUUGGCAUUCCUUUGGGAGUAUUACUUGGAUUUUACUUCAAUCUUGGUGCCAAGGGGAUAUGGUCGGGAAUGAUAGGAGGGGUAGCAAUGCAAACUUUGAUAUUACUUUGGGUCACUUUCCGAACCAACUGGAAUGAUGAGGUACUAUUUAUUCUUAAUUUCUAGUUCACUUCAUAACCCCUAAAAGCCAAAACAGUAGGACGUAUAAAACUCCAAAACCUUAAUAACAACGAUCGAAAUGAAUUAAAUUUUCUCAAAAAAAAACUUGGAUAUGUUUGAAAAUUUUCAGGUAGACAAGGCCAGGAGUAGGCUGGACAAGUGGGGCGACCAGCGGCAACCUAUGUGAAUGACGCCCCGUCUGAUCAUUAUUUUCCCCUCCAAAUUUAAUAAUAUCAUUUUAUUUAUAAUCGAGGUCUAAAUCUUGUACGUAUCAUAAGAACGAAGGCAAAACAAUUUAUUUUUUUCAAACAAAUUAAGCAGAUAUUCACUUUUAAAUAAGUUGGGAAUUCUUUUUUUUUUUUUAUAUACAGUUGUCUUUCUCUUUAUUGUCACAUAUAAGAUUAUCGAGGAAUACAGGUAAAAAAAAAAAGGGUCGGGAUGAGCCUACUCUAUCCAACUCUAGGAUAUCUUUAAUUGUAUAUGGAGGUUUUGACAAAAUAUGCAUUCCGAGAAUAAGAAAGACCAAAUUUCGCUAGGACAUUUGGUCGAAAGCAUAUAUUUUACUUCUAAUCCUUUUCCAGGUACCAGGCCCAAAUCCAUCUUCAACAAAUUUAGAGAUCUCUUGUGUUUAACCAGCCCAAGAUUAUGGGGGUUUCAAGACUUUCAUCAUAUGUACUGCUAAGUGUUACACUAAUCCGGUUCUUUGUAAACAGCUAUCUCAAUAAUUUUCUGGGUUGAAACUUGAGAGACUAAUCAUUCCCAUUUUUGAAUAUUAAGUUUACAUAUAUCAGCACAUAUUGCUUCUUCUUUUUUUUUUUUUUGUAUAUUCCAUUGGCCUUAUUUUGCUAAUUC
Messenger RNA from Oldenlandia corymbosa var. corymbosa, 2843 nucleotides. NCBI's taxonomy places the organism in Eukaryota, Viridiplantae, Streptophyta, Magnoliopsida, Gentianales, Rubiaceae. The record is from the annotation of a GenBank genome assembly.